Molecule: messenger RNA, 1374 nt
Organism: Chrysochloris asiatica (Cape golden mole)
Lineage: Eukaryota; Metazoa; Chordata; Mammalia; Afrosoricida; Chrysochloridae
Gene: HNRNPA1
Product: heterogeneous nuclear ribonucleoprotein A1
Exons: 10
Coding region: 62-1024 (320 amino acids)
Molecular function (GO): RNA binding
Source: RefSeq, a predicted model, not a curated record
GCUCGUGGACACCGCGGAGGAAGCAUCGUCUUUUUUUUUUUUCUCCCCCCUCACCGCCGUCAUGUCUAAGUCAGAGUCUCCUAAAGAGCCCGAACAGCUGCGGAAACUCUUCAUCGGAGGUUUGAGCUUUGAAACAACAGAUGAGAGCCUGAGGAGCCAUUUUGAGCAAUGGGGGACGCUCACGGACUGUGUGGUGAUGAGAGAUCCAAACACCAAGCGCUCCAGAGGCUUUGGGUUUGUCACUUAUUCUACUGUGGAGGAGGUGGAUGCAGCCAUGAAUGCAAGGCCACACAAGGUGGAUGGAAGAGUGGUGGAACCAAAGAGGGCUGUUUCAAGAGAAGACUCUCAAAGACCAGGUGCCCACUUAACUGUGAAAAAGAUUUUUGUUGGUGGCAUUAAAGAAGACACCGAAGAGCAUCACCUAAGAGAUUAUUUUGAGCAGUAUGGAAAGAUUGAAGUGAUUGAAAUCAUGACAGACAGAGGCAGUGGCAAGAAGAGGGGCUUUGCAUUUGUAACCUUUGAUGACCAUGACUCUGUAGAUAAGAUUGUUAUCCAGAAGUACCAUACUGUGAAUGGCCACAAUUGUGAAGUAAGGAAAGCCCUGUCAAAGCAAGAGAUGGCCAGUGCCUCCUCCAGUCAAAGAGGUCGAAGUGGUUCUGGAAACUUCGGUGGUGGCCGUGGAGGUGGUUUUGGUGGGAAUGACAACUUUGGUCGUGGAGGAAACUUCAGCGGACGAGGUGGCUUUGGUGGCAGCCGAGGUGGUGGUGGAUAUGGAGGCAGUGGGGAUGGUUAUAAUGGAUUUGGUAAUGAUGGAAGCAAUUUUGGAGGCGGUGGAAGCUAUAAUGAUUUUGGCAAUUACAAUAAUCAGUCUUCAAAUUUUGGACCCAUGAAGGGAGGAAAUUUUGGAGGUAGAAGCUCUGGCCCUUAUGGUGGUGGAGGUCAAUAUUUUGCCAAACCACGAAACCAAGGUGGCUAUGGCGGUUCAAGCAGCAGCAGUAGCUAUGGGAGUGGCAGAAGGUUUUAAUGAGGAAACAAAGCUUAGCAGGAGAGGAGAGCCAGAGAAGUGACAGGGAAGCUACAGGUUACAACAGAUUUGUGAACUCAGCCAAGCACAGUGGUGGCAGGGCCUAGCUGCUACAAAGAAGACAUGUUUUAGACAAUACUCAUGUGUAUGGGCAAAAAACAAAACAAAACAAACUCGAGGACUGUAUUUGUGACUAAUUGUAUAACAGGUUAUUUUAGUUUCUCUUCUGUGGAAAGUGUAAAGCAUUCCAACAAAGGGUUUUAAUGUAGAUUUUUUUUUUCCGCACCCAUGCUGUUGAUUGCUAAAUGUAAUAGUCUGAUCAUGACGCUGAAUAAAUGUCUUUUUUUUAA